This is a messenger RNA of Myiozetetes cayanensis, 1186 nucleotides long. It is a transcript of the gene HENMT1, whose product is annotated as HEN methyltransferase 1. Gene Ontology annotation, biological process: piRNA processing; RNA methylation; siRNA processing. NCBI's taxonomy places the organism in Eukaryota, Metazoa, Chordata, Aves, Passeriformes, Tyrannidae. Bases 1 to 1122 code for a protein of 373 amino acids. Gene Ontology annotation, cellular component: cytoplasm; nucleus. The record is from RefSeq and is a predicted model, not a curated record. The transcript has 6 exons. Gene Ontology annotation, molecular function: O-methyltransferase activity; RNA methyltransferase activity.
AUGGAGGAGAACUUUAAAGAAAAAGAGUUCGAAGGAGUUAUUAAAUUUACACCUCCUCUGUACAAACAGCGCUACCAGUUCGUCAAAGAUUUGGUGGAGAAAUACAAACCUAAGAAGGUGGCAGAUUUAGGAUGUGCUGACUGCAGGCUUCUCUGGAUGCUGAAAUUCUGCAGUUGCAUUGAAGUGUUAGCUGGGCUAGAUAUCUCUGCAAGUGUAAUGAAAGCGAAAAUGCAUACGUUAUCUCCUCUUCCUUUUGAUUAUUUGCAACCAUCUGAAAGAUCCCUGACCGUUACCUUGCAUCACGGUUCAGUGGCCCAUAAAGAUCCUUGCAUGCUUGGUUUUGACUUGGUGACAUGUAUCGAACUAAUAGAACACCUGGAAGAAUCGGAGCUGAAGAAGUUUCCUGAAGUGGUGUUUGGUUUCAUGGCUCCAAGCAUAGUUGUGAUCAGUACUCCAAAUUCUGAAUUUAACCCUUUGCUUCCAGGAGUGGUGUUACACAGACAUCCAGAUCACAAAUUUGAGUGGAACCAAGAGCAAUUUCAAAGCUGGGCUCUAGAGGCUGCUAGAUGCUAUGAUUACUCAGUGGAAUUUACUGGUGUAGGGCACCCCCCAAAAGGAAUGGAGAAUGUUGGGUUUUGUACCCAAAUAGGUGUGUUUGUUAGAAAACAUCCUCAAACUGGUGGAUCUGUUCAGUAUGAGAAACCCACUGAAGCAGUUUACGAAACAGUCUUCAAAGCAGUGUAUCCAAGUCUGAAAGAUGAGAAGUACUUACGGAAUGCAGUUGUCAGUGAAGUUCUUUUCAUAGCCCAAAACAUUAAGCACCACUUAAUGCCAGAACAUGAGGAGUAUGAUGAUGACCCUGAAAGAGAAUCUGAAUUCCAGCCUUCAGUGGACUGUUUUUCAGACUAUCUUGAAAAGCUGGUUGUGGAUAAAACCAUGGAACCAUUUGUCAGUGGAAAUGAGGUCUAUAUACCUCUUGCAACAAUCUUUUCUUUUCCCAAAGUGAAUCAACUGUGUGGUACCUUGGAGAAGUUAUGCAAACUCAUUGCUGGCAAGGUCCCCCUGAGCAGUGAUGGUUCUGCUGUGGUGUUCAACACCGAACAUGAAAACGAGGAGGAUUAGAUCACAGAUUUCUCACACAAAGGUCAGUUAAAGUAAUUAAAGUGGUUUUUUAGUAGCUGUCAAA